UCUUAGGUGCGUACAAACAGGGGUGCAGCGGGAUUGGUUCCGCCUCUGGGCUUGUCCGGGCUCCCCACCUACCAGCGCAGGAUGCGGAUCCCUUCCUCCCGGGGCGGGGGCCUCCUAGGUGCCAACUCCUUUCCACGUGAAGGGAGACCCUGCUGAAGACACACGUAGGCUCUGGAACUAGCGACGUAGUACCAUGGCUGGCAGCCCUAAUGAAGAUACGGAAGGAAGCAGAAUCAAAUAUGUAAAAGGAGACCUUUUUGCAUGCCCCAAAACAGACUCUCUAGCCCACUGCAUCAGUGAGGAUUGCCGAAUGGGUGCUGGGAUAGCAGUCCUUUUCAAGAAGAAGUUUGGAGGGGUGCAAGAGCUGAUAAGUCAACAAAAGAAAUCUGGAGAAGUGGCUGUUCUGAAGAGAGAUGGGCGGUAUAUAUAUUACUUGAUUACAAAGAAAAGGGCUUCACAUAAACCAACAUAUGAAAACUUACAGAAGAGUUUGGAGGCUAUGAAAUCACAUUGUCUAGAAGCCGGAGUCACCAGCCUCUCCAUGCCAAGGAUUGGCUGUGGCCUUGAUCGUCUGCAGUGGGAGAAUGUAUCCUCAAUGAUCGAGGAGGUAUUUGAGGGGACAGACAUCAAAAUUACUGUGUACACACUCUGA
Molecule: messenger RNA, 652 nt
Organism: Elephantulus edwardii (Cape elephant shrew)
Lineage: Eukaryota; Metazoa; Chordata; Mammalia; Macroscelidea; Macroscelididae
Product: O-acetyl-ADP-ribose deacetylase 1-like
Exons: 1
Coding region: 194-652 (152 amino acids)
Biological process (GO): peptidyl-glutamate ADP-deribosylation
Source: RefSeq, a predicted model, not a curated record